Molecule: messenger RNA, 2165 nt
Organism: Scheffersomyces stipitis CBS 6054
Lineage: Eukaryota; Fungi; Ascomycota; Pichiomycetes; Serinales; Debaryomycetaceae
Exons: 1
Coding region: 1-2130 (709 amino acids)
Biological process (GO): DNA replication initiation
Cellular component (GO): nucleolus
Molecular function (GO): chromatin binding
Source: RefSeq, a predicted model, not a curated record
AUGGGAAAGAGAAAGAAUAACGUCAAGGAGCAGGAGAAGAGAAAGAAGGCUAAACAGGAAAAGGACAGUCUUCUUUCUACCGGUUUGUUUCAGAACAAUAUUGGUGAAGAAAGAGAAAAUGACUCUAAUGUUCCUAACGAUUGGGAUAAUGAAGAACAGGACUAUGAAUUGAGACCCAGAAAGCUCAAGAAUUCCGGAAAAGUAGUAGAAGGUUUGCCUAUCAAGACAUCAGAAGGUAAAAUCGAAAGGGUUGUGCGUGAAAUAGAGCCCGAAGAAGAACCUGAGCCAGAAUCAGAGCCAGAGCCUGAACAAGAAGUUCCAGAAGAGGACGAACAGCAAAAGGAAGAAGAGGAUGAAGAUGCCCAUCUCACACCCACAGAACGUUUGAACAAGAUCAAAGAAGAAGUAGCAGAUUUGGCUUCUAAGCUAAUCGAAGAUCCAGAAGAAAACAUUUCUUGUCUUACUCGUUUGAGAAAGAUGUCAGAAUCGCACAAUAUUGUCACAUCACAGUUGGCAAUCAUGGCACUUAUCCCCGUAUUCAAGUCCUUGGCUCCAUCUUAUAUGAUAAGGCCGUUGACCGAUGCCGAAAAGAGAGAAAAAGUCAGCAGGGAAGUAGCUCGCUUGAGAGCCUAUGAACAGUCGUUGGUUUCCAACUAUACUUACUAUAUCGACAACUUGGGCAAAAUGGCUCGAGUUUCGUACCUGAACUCUGCUAACAACCUGAAGAUCACUCCAGACCAGCUCAAAAAGGGGGCCUUGGCCACAAAGGCGGCCUGUGAAUUGUGUUUGUCGUCAUUGCGUCACUUCAAUUACAGAAAUGAAGUAUUUUCUAUUGUUAUCAGGAGGUUGAACAAGAGACCUGGUAAUCCAGAGGAUCUUGAGAUCUUCACGAAGUCGCUCAGAGUGUUGGAGACUUUGUUGAAAGAGGAUGAAGAAAAUGGGGAUAUCACGCACGAAGUGAUCAAGUUGAUGUGCAAGUCCAUCAGAGACAAGAAGUUCAGAGUGGACGAAUCUGUGAUUAACGUCUUUCUUUCCUUGUCUUUAUUGGAAGACUACGACCCCAAUCACAAUAGGGAUGAUAUGCCUCAGAAGAAGUUGAAGAAGAAGGACAGAGUUCAUUUGUCGAAGAAAGAAAGAAAAGCCAGAAAGGAAAGGAAGGAAAUAGAUGAAGAAAUGAGGAGAGCUGAACAAGCCAUAACAGUUGAACAGCGUGAAAAGUACCAAGCGGAAGUGUUGAAAAUGCUCUUGAUGUUGUAUUUGGAGAUUUUGAAGGCUGGAAGUCAUACUUUAGAAUCUGGAAGAAACGAUGCUACCUUAUUGAUGGCCUCAGUCUUAGAAGGAUUGGCCCGUUUCGGCCAAAUGGCUAACUUUGACUUGUUAGGUGACUUCUUGGAAGUGUUGAGAGAAAUAAUGGGUGAUAUCAUAGAUGAACACAAUCUCGGUAACUUUGAUGCCAACAUCGACGAUGAAACCGGAGGAGUGUACGACGGGAAGCAAUUGAGAACCGUGUUGUUGUGUAUCGCCACUUCUUUUUCCUUGAUGUUAAACCAUGGCUCAACCGGUAGAUUGCCUAUGACCAUCGACUUGUCCAAGUUUGUGUCGUCUUUAUAUCUCAUUUUGGCCGAUUUAUCCGUAGAUACUGAUUUAGAAUUCAGUCACAAGACGCUCAGAUUGGCCGAUCCAUUGUCGAUGGAACAGGUAGCAGAAAAACCUGCUGUCAAUGUCUCCACCAAGGCUGAGUUGCUCUUGCGUUGUCUUGACUUCAUUUUCUUCCGUUCAAAGAAUGGAUCAGUAGCGAGGGCUGCUUCUUUUACUAAGAGACUUUAUCUCACAGCACUCCAGACUCCAGAAAAGACAUCACUCGCCACAUUGAAGUUUAUUGGAAAGUUAGUCAGCAGAUACGAUGAAAGCAUGAAGGGAUUGUGGAACACAGAAGAGAGAAUCAGUGGAGAGGGAAGCUACGUUCUCGGAAUAGAAAGAGAUGAUCGUGAAAUUGAGCUUGAAAGAAGUAAUAGUGGAGCUGCCACUUUGUGGGAAAAUGUCUUGCUUGACAAGCACUACUGUCCUUUGGUCAGAGAUGGGUCGAGAACAUUGAUGAACAGCAGCAAAGUCUCCAACAACAACAGAUAGCAUAAAUAGCAUACUAAUAGACACGUUAGAAGACU